AUGGCGGCCAGAACCAAGUCAGAUGAAGAAAAAAGAAGGAAAAACAGUCGUGCCAAAAAGGGUCAUGGUCAUGUGCAGCCAAUUCGCUGCACAAACUGUACCUGGUGUGUCCCCAAGGAUAAAGCCAUUGAGAAGUUUGUCAUUCAGAACAUAGUGGAGGCCGCCAGCAUCAGGGACAUUUCUGAAGCGAGUGUCUUUGAUGGUUAUGUGCUUUCCAAGCUGUAUGUGAAGCUGCAUUACUGUGUGAGUUGUGCCAUUCACAGUAAAGUGGUCAGAAAUCGAUCUCAUGAAGCCUGCAAGGACAGAAGUCCUCCACCCCGAUUUAGACCUGCUGGUGCUGCCCCAUGA
Molecule: messenger RNA, 348 nt
Organism: Octodon degus (degu)
Lineage: Eukaryota; Metazoa; Chordata; Mammalia; Rodentia; Octodontidae
Product: 40S ribosomal protein S26-like
Exons: 2
Coding region: 1-348 (115 amino acids)
Biological process (GO): translation
Cellular component (GO): ribosome; cytosolic small ribosomal subunit
Molecular function (GO): mRNA binding; structural constituent of ribosome
Source: RefSeq, a predicted model, not a curated record